This is a messenger RNA of Jatropha curcas, 2638 nucleotides long. It is a transcript of the gene CHX28, whose product is annotated as cation/hydrogen exchanger 28. Gene Ontology annotation, biological process: proton transmembrane transport; regulation of pH. The record is from RefSeq and is a predicted model, not a curated record. Lineage: Eukaryota; Viridiplantae; Streptophyta; Magnoliopsida; Malpighiales; Euphorbiaceae. Gene Ontology annotation, molecular function: antiporter activity. Gene Ontology annotation, cellular component: membrane; endomembrane system.
UGGUAUAGCCAAAAAUAAAAAAUAAAAAAAAUAAUAAUAACAACAGUAGGAAAAACUCUGCUGCACAAAAUCAAGAAGAAGGAAAAGAAAAUAAAAUGGCAAGCCAAGUACAGACCAAGGCAGCAUCUCAAGAAGCAGCAACUUGUCAGAAUUUUAUUACCUACACUGUUAAAAAUGGUCCUGGAAAAGUUAUCGGACUCAUCCUGACAUUUGUUCUUAGUCAUCUUCUGCACCAUAUGCUAAGGCCAUUGUCUCAACCUCGCAUAACUUCUGAUAUUGUUGUAGGGAUGCUUAUUGGCAACAUAUCAUGGGUUCGCGAUUCGUUCGACGAAAAAUUUAUAACAACACUAAAUUUCGUAGCAGAGUUUGGGAUGAUUUGUUAUAUGUUUGUAUUAGGAAUGGAAAUGGAUCCAUAUGUAAUAUUUAAAGCACCAACUCAACCUGCUAUAAUAGCCUAUGCAGGAAUGAUAUCUACAUUUAUAUUAACUUGCACUAUAACCCCAUUUCUUACCUACUUUAAAACUACAGACCUAGGCUUAACCCUUUCCCUGUCAAUCACACUUUCUGGUAGCGGUUCUCAUAUAUUAACUCGAAUCAUAACGAAUCUGAAAAUAGGAAAAUCAGAUAUAGGAAAGCUUGUAAUUGCAGCAGGAGUGCAUUCUGAUAUGAUAUCUAUGCUUGUAGUUUCUAUUGGAUAUAUUUUUCUUUCUCCAACAACAAGAGCUAGUACUGAUUUUUCUGCGCGAUUUACAAAAGCCUUAACUAUGGGUUCUGCAUUGUUACUGCAAACGAUUUUCGCUGCAAAAAUUUCGCCUAUUUUUAUGAACUGGGUAAACAAUGAAAACCCAGAAGGGAAACCUAUGAAAGGCUCACACUUGGUGCUCUCAAUUGCAUUUAUGGUCUUGGUUUGUACUGCUUCGCCAAUAUACGGAUAUAGUCCUAUUCUAAGUGCAUUCAUGGCAGGAAUUUUUUUACCAAGUGAAGGUAGAGUGUCAAAAUGGGCAGUUGGUAAAAUCAAUUAUCUAUUAACAACAAUUUUCUACCCACUUUUUUUCUUUUGGAUGGGGUAUCAUACAAAUUUUCGAAAAUUUCAACCUGGACUAUGGGGAACAUGGGCAAGAUUUUUCGUUCUUAUAGCGAUAGCACUGUUUGGAAAAAUGGUUGGAACUGUCAUCUGUGGUGCAAUGUUAGGUUACCACUGGCGCGAGUCGGCUGAGCUCGGAUUGCUCUUGACUGCUAAGGGUCAUUUCCAUAUAUUCGUGGCUAUUCUUACGAGCAUAUAUGAUAUUAUAUCUACUUCAACAAGUACAAUGAUGGUGAUAGUUGUUUUCUUCACUGUUGUAUAUACUCCAUCGAUUGUUAUGCGAAUCAUUCAAAGAGCAAGAAAACGUGCACCAACUCAUCGAAGAGCACUUCAAGGGCUCGAUCCAACAAGCGAGGUUCGAAUCUUGUUAUGUGUUCAUGGAACCCAUGAUGUACCUGCAACAAUCAACUUCCUGGAGAUUUCUCGAGGACCGGCUGAUCCUGGAAUUUUGGUUUAUAUAACUGACAUGAUUGAACUAACAGAACAAAUAGCUGCUACAUUGGUGAAGAGUGAUGGGAUGGAUACUGUUACAGUAACUGACAAGGAAGUAACAGAUAUGAGAGAUCAAAUAACACAGUCAAUCCAAGCUUAUAUUGACGAACAUGGAGAUGGUAUCAGUAUUAGAAGAAUGCUUGCUCUAUCAAGUUUUAAUACUAUGACUCAAGAUAUCUGCGGUUUAGCAGAAGACCUCAUGACCAACUUAAUCAUUUUGCCAUUUCACAAGAAUCAAAGACCAGAUGGAACUUUAGAUGGAGGUAAUCCAGGUUUCCGAUACGUAAACCGGAAGAUGCUUAGAAAUGCUCCAUGUUCAGUGGGGAUUCUCGUGGAUAGAGGUCUUGGAUUGGCAGAGAACAUAUCAACAAUGGCGAGAUCAUUCCUUGUAGCAGUCAUUUUCAUUGGCGGCAAAGAUGACAGAGAAGCACUAGCUUAUGCAGGUCGUGUUGCGAAACAUCCAGGAGUAAAGCUCACCGUUAUCAGAUUCUUGCUCGACGACAAUCCAGAUAACAACUCAAGAAGAGCUGGGUAUAGAGUAAAUGUUGCAGAGCAAGAAGCAGAGAUGAAGCUAGAUGACGAGUGUUUCGCUUAUUUCUACGAACGAUAUGUUGCAGGAGGGCCUGUAUCUUAUAUGGAGAAGCAUGUUGCCAAUUCAGCUGAGACUUACUCAACUCUGAGAUCACUGGAAGGGAAUUAUGCACUAAUCAUCGUCGGACGAGGAGGGAGAGUGAACUCAAUAUUGACAGUCGGGAUGAACGAUUGGCAGCAGUGUCCGGAAUUAGGUCCGGUUGGGGAUGUGCUUUCAGGGUCUAGUUUCUCACAGAAGACCUCUGUUUUGAUCAUUCAACAACACCAUCUUAGAGGAGAACUAGACGGUGUGGAUGAUGAGUUCUCUAUCAUGUAAAUGUCUAGUGUGAAAUAGAUCAAAACAAUUUAGGUAGGAAAGGAAAGAACCAGAAUACUUGUGUAGAAUAUAUAGUUUGUAGAAUGGACAAAUACGCAAGUCAGCAGUGAUAAGAACUGUAAUUUCUUAUUGAAUGAAAAGGAAGGAUUUUACUA